AUGCAACCCCUACCUGUCCAGCUCCUCGGCGCAACAGCCCUAUACACACCCAAGGAAAUGAACGGCGCUCAAAAGAUCGACCCGUUUAUCUUCCAGGGCGCACAUCCAGAUACAAACGUGUAUCUCUUCUUCAGCUUCCUCGACACCCCCAACAACUUCUCCGACAGCACAGACAAAUACCACUGCCAGCUCAUCGUCUCCUGGGCCGACUCAAAGGGCAUCGACGUCCCGAAAUCAAACGCAGAGCGCCUGGCCCUCAUGAAAUCUCUAACGACGAACUGGGCUGAUCCGUUCCGGUCUCUUAUUCACCAGAUCCCAGAUGAGACGGAGGUGGUUUCGAUUCGUGUUGUCGAUUGGAUUUUCAGUCCGCGGAGGCAAAGGGGUCAUCCUCGGGUUGUUCUUGUGGGCGAUUCGGCGCAUACUAUGACUAUGUUCAGAGGUGAAGGUGCCAAUAACGCUAUCGUGGAUGUACAGGAUCUGGUUAAGAGGAUUGAUUUUACGUCAGCUGAAUCGUUCACGCUAGAUGCCCUUCGUUCUUCUGUUGCCGCAUAUGAACAGGAUAUCUUUGCCCGUGCGGAAACGUCUGUUCUGAAUUCCAGACAGGCGUGUCUUGAUGCGCAUGAUUUUGAGAAGAUUUUGAAUGGGAGUCCUUUGGUUUCGAAGAGGGUGCUUAAGGAGGAUAAGUAA
Aspergillus oryzae RIB40 is the source of this 687-nucleotide messenger RNA. Its product is annotated as FAD-dependent oxidoreductase. Bases 1 to 687 code for a protein of 228 amino acids. Gene Ontology annotation, molecular function: FAD binding. Lineage: Eukaryota; Fungi; Ascomycota; Eurotiomycetes; Eurotiales; Aspergillaceae. The record is from RefSeq and is a predicted model, not a curated record. The transcript is spliced from 4 exons.